UAACGUUUAGGUGACUCUUUUUCAAUGUAAUCAGAGCAGAACGCUGUAGUAACGGUACGGUGUUAUUGUUCAGACUACAAUACAGGGAUUCUACAGCUUAAAGAAAGCACACAGUCUUAGCUAUAUUACUGGGUUGCAUGAAUAGGGCACAUAGCCGUUACGUAUAUAAUACGUAUCAAUAAGUUUGUAUAGGCCUUUUUAUCUAUAAACUGUUCAAACAGUGCUACUUACUGUUCCCUACAACAUAAUGUAAAGUUUAGUAUAUUAUUGUGGGGUAAGAUGAGAUAACACCUAAAUUUCUAAUUUACUGUUUUUGUUUUGAACAUUUAACAACGCUCUUUUAGAAUAGCUUGGUUGCGGUCAUAUUGUUCUGUAUAAAAAUUCUUUGUUAACUACCAAAUUGGAAAAGAAAGGGAGCAAAAAAUGUUAAGAUGUAAAUUACCGCCUGGGUGAAACAAAAAUAAGAUGGUACAUUUGCCGGCUUGUUUUAAUAAAGUCCUAAACUUUGUUAUUCGAUGGUUCGACGUUUGGUUUAUGAUUUACCUCUUCGUCUAUCUUGCGAACUACCGGAUAUACUUCAGCAGUAUAAAGCAUUACCCUGAUAAUAAAACACCGUGGUGGAAGUGGCCUCAAUAUAAUGAUUGGUCGAUUGAUGGGCGUAUGCCGAACUAUGAAGAAAACGUGCAAGCCACUAAAGAUGACCGUUUGUACCCCAUGGAAACAACAGCUCUGAGCAACAAAGAGAAAUUAAAAGAAAUUGUUGAUCAGAAAGUUUUGGAAAAAAAAUUUAUUCUGCUGGACGAUCCGGCAAUACAAGCGUUUAUUGGGGGUAACGAAUCGGGAAUGUUUCUCGAUACAGAAAAAUGCGGGAAUUGUGAAGUUAAUUAUAACACAAGCCGACGGAGCGAAGCAGCAGCAGUUGUUUAUCAUUUCAGUGGAAUGCGGAAAAAACAGCCCAUGCGACCGCGAAGUUCUACAAACCAACUUUAUGUUUGGACGAACCAAGAAUCGCCACAAACUAUGUAUAACAAUGAUAUCGGUCAUCUCAAAUAUUUCGACAAAGAAUUUAACAUGACUAUGACGUACAGAAGAGACUCAGACGUUUACUUUCCGUAUUCAACUUUAUGGGAAGUUAACCAAGCUAUACAGAAAAACCAACAACUUAAAAACGUUGAUCUCUUGCUUGCAAGCAAAACGAAGUUAAUUGCUUGGGCUGCCGGCAAUUGCAUGUACACAAAAGGUGCUGGAUUUCGAUUACAAAUGAUGUUACAGCUGUUAGAAGCAGGACUUCCAGUUGAAAUAUUCGGCGGUUGUUUGGGGCAUCGUUUGCCAGGCGGAUGGACGGACCUUCCUGAAGUCUUAUCGGAAUAUAAGUUUUAUUUUUCGUUGGAGAAUUCAUAUCAUUGCAGGGACUAUAUGACGGAAAAGAUUUGGUGGAAUGCACUUCGUUCAGGAGUAGUACCUGUAAUCUGGGGCCCCCUUCGUUCAGAUGUGGAAACACUUCUUCCUGUAGGGUCCUUUAUAUUUGUAGAAGACUACUCCUCACCCAAAGCAUUGGUGAAGCAUAUUCUAUACCUCGAACGACACACCAGCGAAUAUAUUAAGUACUUUCAAUGGAGAAACCAGCCGCCUCCAACUUUAAAGCGCAAAAGAGGCGACAUAUUAAAUUAUGACGUCACAGGAUUUUGCCAGUUGUGCUAUAUGCUGCAUCAUGAUGACGCGGUGGAAAAAGAAACCGGUAGACGGCCGACUAGAAUAGUAAACUCGUUAUUUGAUUGGUGGUUUCUUGAAGAAACUAAAGAAUGUCUAGCACCAAGGCGGUUCAGCGAAAUUGUACAUGCUAUUGUUACUAAAAUGUUGAUACACAAGGAAUAUUAUUAUAAGUUCCUUACGUACCAAAGAUUUUACACUGUGCUGUUUGUGUUGCUGUUAUUCGUACUUGGCUGGCGAAGGUAUAAAAAGUUUAAGCGUUCGUCUCCAAACCAGCAUGUUGUAUCACGUGAUUUUAAACGCACUGUGUAAAGUUAUGGCAUUUGUAAACGCGCCUUUUUAUAUAUAUAUUUUUUUUAUGUGGCCUUGUAAAGCUUAUAUACGCGGCUAAAU
This is a messenger RNA of Ciona intestinalis (vase tunicate), 2103 nucleotides long. The record is from RefSeq and is a predicted model, not a curated record. Lineage: Eukaryota; Metazoa; Chordata; Ascidiacea; Phlebobranchia; Cionidae.